UCACAAGUACCUAACUUCGCGACGGUCCACAGUGGCAGUUCUGAUAACGUAGAAGAAGGUGCUGUCGGUAUUAUUCCAUAUUUAAGUCAGUUGUUGCUAUCAAUGCUGACAUUAUUUUAAACUACUAAUGUCUUCUGUUCUUUGAGGAUCCUACGAAUAUUCUAGAAGGUCCAAGAUGUCGACCUCAGCGAUAUAUAUUUUGGAUGUCAAGGGGAAGGUGUUAAUCUCACGUAAUUAUCGUGGAGAUAUUGAAACUGGUGUGAUUGAGAAGUUCAUGCCACUUGUAAUGGAACGUGAAGAGGAGGGUAAUCUCACUCCAAUAAUACAAACUCCCGAGUGUACAUAUGCCUAUAUUAAAUACAACAAUUUGUACAUUGUUUCUACAACAAAGAAGAAUGCGAAUAUAUCACUAGUGUUUGUAUUUCUACACAAAGUGGUGCAGGUCAUGCAAGAGUAUUUUAAGGAGCUGGAAGAAGAAAGUAUCAGAGAUAACUUUGUUGUCAUUUACGAGCUUCUUGAUGAGCUACUAGAUUUUGGGUACCCUCAAACAACAGACAGUAAAAUUCUUCAAGAGUAUAUAACGCAAGAAGGACACAAACUUGAAGUACAAAUAAGAAUACCAUUGGCAGUGACGAAUGCUGUAUCUUGGAGAUCGGAGGGUAUCAAGUACCGAAAGAAUGAAGUCUUUUUAGAUGUCAUUGAGUCUGUAAACCUAUUGGCAAAUGCUAAUGGAAAUGUCCUGAGUUCAGAAAUCGUUGGUGCCAUAAAAAUGCGUGUUUACCUAUCUGGAAUGCCGGAAUUACGUCUAGGUCUAAACGAUAAAGUUCUCUUCGAGUCAACAGGUCGAGGAAAGUCGAAGUCAGUUGAACUAGAAGAUGUGAAAUUUCAUCAAUGUGUGCGACUAUCCCGCUUUGAGAAUGAUCGUACAAUAUCAUUUAUUCCCCCUGAUGGUGAAUUCGAGUUGAUGUCCUAUCGAUUGAACACUCAUGUAAAGCCUUUAAUCUGGAUUGAAUCUGUAAUUGAGCGACACGCUCACAGCAGGGUCGAGUAUAUGAUAAAGGCCAGGUCACAGUUCAAACGUCGUUCAACUGCCAACAACGUUGAGAUAGUCAUCCCCGUUCCAAAUGAUGCGGAUUCUCCAAAAUUCAAAACUACCAUCGGCAGUGUCAAGUACUCCCCUGAACAAAGCGCCAUCACCUGGUCCAUUAAAUCCUUUCCUGGCGGUAAGGAAUACUUAAUGAGGGCACAUUUUGGGCUGCCAUCCGUGGUCGGAGAGGACGUUGAAGGGAAACCCCCAAUUCAAGUCAAGUUUGAAAUUCCGUAUUUCACAACUUCCGGUAUCCAGGUGCGAUACUUGAAGAUUAUCGAAAAGAGUGGUUACCAGGCUCUUCCUUGGGUGCGUUACAUUACUCAAAAUGGCGACUAUCAAUUAAGAACCAAUUAGUAGAACUUUAUCGAAUCACAGUAGCUGUUUCGAAACUCAAUCGUUGGAGCUGCAAAUCAAGUUGCAAUGAAAGAUAGUGGGAUCAGAUGAUUUAGAUUUUUCUAUGGUUUCUGUACAUCCUUUAAAAUUGUCUAGGAAGUCCAAUACCUUGAAGUCGCAAUGCUUUUUGAUGUCAGUUUGACCCUCUGUUAUUCCAAUAAGUUUUUAGCCGAAGCGAUUUACCCAUGUUAUUUUAUAUUUUACACAGUACACGCACGUCUGUCAUCGUCUCCUGAUAGUGAAAGAGUACUUAAUCCUUGUAAUUCUUAUUGAGCAGAGUAUAGAUUGUAAGUGAAAUUUUAUUUCUGUACAUUUGCUUUCGAAUCUAAUCCGGAAGCGCAAUAUAUAGGAUAGUCGAUCAUAACAGACUUCAUCACGUUGUUUUCGUGAGAUACAGUUCUACGAGUCAUUCAUCAUGCUUCGUCACAAUUAAAGCCUAAGUAUUAUUAAUAAUUAUUACGAGUGUAUUACAUUUUUAACUAGACGUUGUAAUAAAGUAUGUAAUUCAUUAAAA
Messenger RNA from Cephus cinctus (wheat stem sawfly), 1997 nucleotides. It is a transcript of the gene AP-1mu, whose product is annotated as AP-1 complex subunit mu-1. Gene Ontology annotation, biological process: intracellular protein transport; vesicle-mediated transport. Gene Ontology annotation, cellular component: clathrin adaptor complex; clathrin-coated vesicle. Gene Ontology annotation, molecular function: clathrin-cargo adaptor activity. Bases 176 to 1444 code for a protein of 422 amino acids. The record is from RefSeq and is a predicted model, not a curated record. The transcript is spliced from 2 exons. Lineage: Eukaryota; Metazoa; Arthropoda; Insecta; Hymenoptera; Cephidae.